This is a messenger RNA of Suncus etruscus (white-toothed pygmy shrew), 891 nucleotides long. RefSeq names its product catechol-O-methyltransferase domain containing 1 (gene COMTD1). Lineage: Eukaryota; Metazoa; Chordata; Mammalia; Eulipotyphla; Soricidae. The coding region runs from base 4 to 783 and encodes 259 amino acids. The transcript has 7 exons. The record is from RefSeq and is a predicted model, not a curated record. Gene Ontology annotation, molecular function: S-adenosylmethionine-dependent methyltransferase activity; O-methyltransferase activity.
GCCAUGCCGCAGCCGCUGCCCCGGAUCUCCGUGCCCGCCGCGCUGGGCGCGCUGGGCGCCGCCUUGGCCACCGGCUUCAUCCUCGGCCGCUGGGGCCCGCGCUGGCCGGGCCGGCGCCAGAAGAGCCUGCUGCCGCCCGAGGACAGCCCGCUGUGGCAGUACCUGCUGAGCCGCUCCCUGCGCGAGCACCCGGCGCUGCGGAGCCUGCGGACGCUCACCCUGGAGCAGCCGCAGGGCGCGUCCCUGCUGAUGAGCUGCGAGCAGGCCCAGCUCCUGGCCAACCUGGCGCGGCUCGUCAAGGCCGAGAAGGCGCUGGACCUGGGCACCUUCACGGGCUACUCGGCGCUGGCGCUGGCCCUGGCGCUGCCCCCGACGGGCCGCGUGGUGACCUGCGAGGUGACGGCGGAGCUGCCGGAGCUGGGGCGGCCCCUGUGGCAGCAGGCCGAGGAGGAGCACAAGAUCGAGCUGCGCGUGAAGCCGGCCCUGGACACCCUGGAUGAGCUCCUGGCCGCGGGCGAGGCCGGCACCUUCGACGUGGCCGUGGUGGACGCCGACAGGGAGAACUGCGCCGCCUACUACGAGCGCUGCCUGGAGUUGCUACGACCCGGCGGCGUGCUCGCCCUGCUCGGGGUGCUGGGCCGCGGGGAGGUGCUGUGCCCCGGAACGCGGAACCCUGCGGUGGAGGCCCUGCGCAGCCUCAACGAGCGCAUUCUGCGCGACGCCCGGGUCCACAUCAGCCUCCUGCCGCUGGGAGACGGCCUCACCUUGGCUUUCAAGAUCUAGGAAGGGACCGGCCGGAGUCCUUAAGGCGCCUGGGAGCCGCCGCUGAACCCCAGUUCUCGCCCCCAUAAUAAAGUGGGGCUGGGACUUCAGCUUCUGAGCCUCGGUGCG